Molecule: messenger RNA, 1334 nt
Organism: Merops nubicus (carmine bee-eater)
Lineage: Eukaryota; Metazoa; Chordata; Aves; Coraciiformes; Meropidae
Product: receptor-type tyrosine-protein phosphatase F-like
Exons: 6
Molecular function (GO): protein binding
Source: RefSeq, a predicted model, not a curated record
UGCCCAGUGCUCCACCACGAAAGGUGGAGGUAGAGUCUGUGAAUUCGACUGCCAUCCGGGUAAGCUGGAAGCUGCCCAUCUCCAACAAGCAGCACGGACAGAUCCGCGGGUACCAGGUUACCUACGUGAAGCUGGAAAACAACGAGCCCCGAGGGCAGCCAGUGAUCAAGGACGUCAUGCUGUCGGAAGCACAGGAGACGGUCAUUGGAGGCCUGCUGCCCGAAACCACAUAUUCUGUCACAGUUGCUGCCUACACCACCAAAGGAGAUGGUGCCCGCAGCAAACCAAAGGUCAUCACCACCACAGGGGCAGUCCCGGGGAAGCCCACCAUGAUGAUUAGCACGACAGCCAUGAACACAGCCCUCAUCCAGUGGCACCCACCCAAGGAGAUGGUAGGGGAGCUGCUGGGUUACCGGCUGCAGUACAGACGUCUUGAUGAAGAAAAGAUGAAUACGAUAGACUUUGGGAAGAGAGACCAUCACUACACUGUGACCAACCUGCACAAGGGGGCCACGUACCUCUUCAAAUUGUCUGCAAAGAACAGAGCUGGCCCAGGAGAGGAGUUUGAGAAGGAGAUCACCACUGCGGAAGACGUGCCGAGUGGCUUCCCACAGAACCUGCGCGUGGUGGGUCUUACGACUUCCACCACAGAAGUUGCAUGGGACCCCCCAGUCUUGGCAGAAAGAAACGGCAAGAUUGUCAACUACACAGUAGUGUACAGGGACAUAAAUAGCCAGCAGGACCUCGUUAACAUCACCAAGGACACAAGUAUCACUUUGACGAAUUUGAAGCCAGAUACCACUUACGACAUCAAAGUGAGGGCCCGCACCAAUAAGGGGGUUGGGCCGCUCAGCCCCAGCAUCCAGUCCCGGACCAUGCCUGUUGAGCAGGUGUUUGCUAAGAAUUUCCGCGUCAAUGCCGUCAUGAAAACGUCUGUAUUGCUGAGCUGGGAAGUGCCUGACUCCUAUAAAUCUGCAGUGCCUUUUAAGAUUCUGUACAAUAGCCAGAGUGUGGAGGUGGACGGCCACUCAAUGAAGAAACUCAUAAGUGACCUCCAGCCAGACACAGACUAUUCUUUUGUGCUAAUGAACCGUGGGAGCAGUGCUGGGGGACUCCAGCACCUCGUCUCAAUCCGCACCGCCCCUGACGUCUUGCAGAGCAAGCCCAUCGCCACAAACAAGUACAUACAGGAAGGAAAAUUCACGCUCACCCUUCCCAAAGUCCAGACCACUGUGCCGGUUAGGUGGUACUACAUUGUGGUUGUGCCAGCAGAUCAGAGCACCAGCAACCCAACUGCUCGUUGGCGGACACCUGAUGAGAUGGAGCUGGACCAG